Messenger RNA from Trypanosoma theileri, 1014 nucleotides. RefSeq lists its product as uncharacterized. Lineage: Eukaryota; Euglenozoa; Kinetoplastea; Trypanosomatida; Trypanosomatidae. The record is from RefSeq and is a predicted model, not a curated record. Gene Ontology annotation, biological process: methylation. Bases 1 to 1014 code for a protein of 337 amino acids. The transcript has a single exon. Gene Ontology annotation, molecular function: methyltransferase activity; nucleic acid binding.
AUGAAGCGGGGCCGGACGGAGGAGGACACAUCACCGUCGGGAAGCCUCUGGCACCCAUUCCGUGCGGAUUUUAACGAUCACUUUGAGACGUCCGUGAUGGCGCUGCAGGAUAUCAUGGUAGUUGUACAACAACUACGUCAACUUGUGCGUCCGUCAGCACCGGAGAACUUUAUUGUGUACGAUCCGUACUAUUGUGCAGGUACAGUGGUACAGCACUGGAAUACACUCGGUGUUCAGCGUGUGAUUCACGAGAACCGUGAUUUUUACAAGGACAUUGAAGAUGAUAAGGUGCCGCAUGAGUACGAUAUGCUGAUAACAAAUCCUCCCUUUAGCGGUGAUCACAUUGAACGUAUGUUCAGCUACCUGGUGGGGGCGAAAAAACCCUUUGCCUUCUUAGUGCCUGAUUACACAGCCACAAAGGAAUGGUACAAGACGGCAGUACGGCGUCACUUCACGGCAGCACCGCCAACAGGAAAGGGCGACAUAAAUGCACCGCGGCGCACCCGACCAACUAUUCCGGCCGCCGUGUUACAACCACCACCAUUUCUCAAAAUGGUGGCCACCGAUGAGGAAGAAGAGAAUGACAAUGAUAAUCAUCAAGGCGAUCAUGAGAAGAAAAAAGAGGAAGGGGGAUCUCAUGGAGAUGGAAGUAGUGGUAAUACCAGCAGCAGUGGCAAGAACAAUAGCAAUAACACGAGUGUUGUGCUUCCAAUAGGUACGGAACCGUUCUAUCUGGUGCCACGUGUCCGGUAUGACUUUAAACAUCCCAAAGGUGUGGGUAACGAGCACUCGCACUUUCGCUCCAUGUGGUUUGUAUGGGCGGGGCGGCACACAAUGGAGGUGCUGCGCGGGGCAAAGGUGGAAUUUCUCCGGCGCCAACACGAGACAACCACAAGGGUGCCGACACCGCAUGUUGUGCACGGCUUGGAUGCUCUGGCAGAGGGUCAUCACUUGCAGUUGAUGCCACGGCCCAAUCCACAGCGUCGGGCAAAGCAGCGACACCCACGCAGUUAA